CGGGAGACCAAUCAGAAAAUAGGACUCACUAUAUCUAUCUCGCCUACUCUUUCCUCUAAAUUCACACCACAAUUGCAGAGCAACGAAACUUUGUUUCUGGGAAGUCAAUCAAUUUGAACACGCGAAGUGUCUGUGAAAUCCUAUCCGCGAAUUGAUGUAAACCACAUUGACUAAUACUACUGUGGGUUUCCUACUCAACCUCAGUAACCUCGUGCCUCGCACGGAAAGCUUCGCUUUCCGGUCAUUGUCACGGCAUGUCGUGCUUUUACAGUCAAGCAUCAAGGCCGAUUUGCCUUGCAAUUGUUGUAGGGUAAAGUACUUCUUAAUCUUUAUCGUGGAGUUUCGAAUUUGUCAGAUUGUAUUCUCACGCAACUAACAGGACACGCGAAUAAGCAGACCUGGAACCGAGGAAAUUACAAACCGGACGUUAUUCAUAGUCUAUGUCAUUCAGAGGUGGGCAAGAAAUUCUCUUUCACCAAAAUCACCUUUUUGGGUUCAAGUAAAUUCAUACAAUUCUGUCGCUAUGGAAACUUCUAAUGGGAUUUAUAGACUUUCGGAGGAGGACCUUAAUCUUUAUCAUGGAGUUUCGAAUUUGUCAGAUUGUAUUCUCACGCAACUAACAGGACACGCGAAUAAGCAGACCUGGAACCGAGGAAAUUACAAACAGGACGUUAUUCAUAGUCUAUGUCAUUCAGAGGUGGGCGAGACGCAGGUCGUUUGGUAUCUGUCAUACGAAAGAGCAAAUAUUAUUUUAACUGUGUUUCAUCAGCUUUAACGUGAUUGUAAUACGUUUACCGCCAGUUUCUACAGCCCUCAAGUCGAUCUCCUUUACAGUUCUGAAAAGGUGUUGAAGAACCUGAGUGACUUUCCAUCAUGUCUGAAUCAGCUGACGUUGCUGUCACAAUUAUACUGACGCUCCUCGCCGUCGUGGAUAUCAUUGGAAACUUUCUUGUUUGUUUCAUCAUUAAAAGGAAUUCUGAAAUGAGGACUCCCAUGAACUACCUCCUUGCCAACCUCGCCAUUUCAGACAUCAUGUUUGCCUGUUUUCAAGCUCCAAACCAUAUUCUGAAAAAAGCCUUCACCCACCCGAAUGGAACUGUUGGAUCAGUGUUAUGUAAAGUGCUCACAUAUGGAAACGUUGCAUGGAUAGGAGCAGCGGCUUCGGCUGUAACACUGGUUGCUAUAGCAGUUGAACGUUACUUUGCCGUGGCGCGUCCCAUUGGUACCCAAAGAAAACUUUCCAAACAAAAAGUGAAGGUAAUCAUUCUUGGAUGUUGGAUCUUUGCAGUGGCUUUAAAUUCACCACUGAUCUCGGUGACGAUAUUCGAUGAAACGACUGGCGAAUGCAAGUGGGAUUGGCCUGAACAGUGGAUGGGUGCGGCAAAUGAGACCACGUGGCUUGUACUGUUGGCCUGUAUUCCUUUAACAAUAAUGACAGGUUUAUACUCAAGGGUUGUGUAUAAAUUAUGGUUUCAACGAAAUGAGGAAAAUGGUCAAACCUGCCGACAAAAGGGAGUAAUUAAGGUGAGAAAACGAGCCACCUUGAGCGUGAUUACUGUCAGUGACAUCUUUGGAAUCUGUUGGAUAACUGGCUUAUUGAUUUAUGUCUUGAGUUACUACGACAUCUCCAUGUUUGGUUCCGCUUCGUACAUCAUUGCUGACACUUUGUUUAUGUUCAAUUCUGCUAUCAACCCGUUUGUUUACUCGUUGCUCAAUCAACGAUUCAGGCAGAAGCUUAGGGGAAUAAUGUGUUGCUUCUCCUUUUCUGCCAACGAGGAUCUUACUCUAAGCGAACCUGGUGAGAUUGCACUUCCUAACAACUCGCCACCUGUGACCAAUUCUUCAGGAGCAUGCAGCAGUUCAACGCUAUCGAUAACCAAAUCCGAAAAGCGGUUCAGCAGUAUUUUAACUCAAAUCUGAGGAUAAAAAUUUUCCAGGCCUCAAACAAUUUUCUUGGAUUUUCAAAAGUAUUUAGACAUAGGAAAAGGAUAUCCAGCAGUAGAAAAAAAAACAUUUUAGUAUCCACCUGCGUACGCUCUAGCAAGUUUAGAAUCAACAGGAAUGGCAGUCUCAAUGCUGUAUUGAUAAAACAGACUUUCGUUGUUGUUAAGCGUGGGUUGAAUUGUGAUGGGACUUAAAAGUAAUGUCAUUUUAUUAGUAUUCUCAGUAACUUUGACUGGAGUGCGUUUUGGCCAGUAAGUAAGUAGCCCAAAGACACUUUUCUGAGUUGACGCCCGCUUUUUCAGAUUUCCAUCAAUACGAAAAGGCGUUUUAGAAUCCACUACUUUGUACUUCAACACUUACGGAGGACAGAAUUGGCCACCAUAGUUUCCUGUAUAUAAAUCAUUCUGUCGUCGUAAUCCAUAGUGUGUUAAAUUACGAUGAAACUGAAAAAUAAAAUACUUCUUUAGUGUC
Molecule: messenger RNA, 2415 nt
Organism: Stylophora pistillata
Lineage: Eukaryota; Metazoa; Cnidaria; Anthozoa; Scleractinia; Pocilloporidae
Product: QRFP-like peptide receptor
Biological process (GO): G protein-coupled receptor signaling pathway; cellular response to hormone stimulus
Cellular component (GO): plasma membrane
Molecular function (GO): G protein-coupled receptor activity; peptide binding
Source: RefSeq, a predicted model, not a curated record